GGGGCAAACAAAAUAGCCAUCAAUACUGAUUCAGAAACAUUACUAUGACGUUUAAAUAAAUAAGCAGGCCAUUUGUCAAGUGCUCGUAACGAAUAUAUAGGAUGUGUCGAAAUUUGUCAGUUGAGUGACCAUGAAGAAUGCUAAUGUGAUGAGGAGCAGGGGCCAAGUGUACAGCAUUGGUAACUAUCUUAUGACGGGCAAGGUGCUUGGGAAAGGACACUUUGCAAGAGUUGAGGAGGCCACUCAUAGGAUUAUAGGGAAGAAGGUGGCCAUCAAAAUCAUAGACCUGACAUGCAUAAAGGAGGAGUACGCGCGUCGCAACCUGCACCGAGAACCAAGAGUCAUGGCGAAACUAAGACAUCCGUGUAUCGCAGCCUUAUAUGAAACCAUGAUGCACGGGCCGCGGCUGUAUGUGGCCAUGGAGGCAGCAGGAGGCGGAGACCUGUGCGCGCUGGUGCUGGGUGCGCGCGGGGCGGGGGCGCGGGCCACGGGGGCGGGGGGGCUGCCUGAAGCACGCGCGCGCCCCCUCGCGGCUCAGCUAGUAUCCGCCGUGCGACAUAUGCACGCGCGCGGCGUCGUUCACCGUGACCUCAAAAUGGAGAACAUAAUGCUGGACCACUCUAAACAAUACAUCAAAAUUGUAGACUUUGGUCUGUCGAACGUGUGGAGCGCGGGCGGAGCCCUACGAACGCCCUGCGGUUCGCUGGAGUACGCGGCACCCGAGUUGUUCUUGGACGGACGCCGGUACGGCCCAGAAGUUGAUCUUUGGAGCAUUGGGGUGAUAGUAUACGGUAUGGUGACUGGUGGACUUCCAUUCACUGGUGCUGAAUGCCCGGCGGGCACAGAGGGGAGGUCACGGCCGCAACUCCGUGCAGCUAUAUCACGAGGGUUCUCAAGGAAACAGCGAGCCGCGCUGGCUUGCUCUUCCAUAGAAUGCAAAACUUUUAUCCAGCACUUAUUGGAACCAAAAGUGGAGCAGCGGAUGAAAAUUGAGGAAGCAUCGAGGCACCGCUGGAUCAAGCGACCCGGCAUGAGGAUGAAGAUCCACCCCUUCGGAUCUGUAGAACCCAGGGUCAACAGAGAAAUAUACGCACAGAUUUCCGAGCUUUGUGGCCGAACCAUAAUGGAUGUGAUUUCUGAGAUCAAAGCAGACCCUUUCGGCUCCAUCGCUGGGAUAUACAACAUCAAAAUGCAUCUCCACCAAGCACAAGUCGCACCUGGCACGGAUUUGCUUUGGUCUGCUGAUACCCAAGAGUCCAGACCCGUCUCCCCUCCAGCAUAUCAAGCGAAGGAGUUAAUGGAACACCUUACAGAGGCAACCGUGCCAUCAAGUAGUAAAACCUUAUCAUUAAUCGGCACAUCAUUUUCAAAGAACAUAGGAUAUAAUGGACAAUUAAAAUUCAAGCCGCAAACUAAACAAACAGACAUAUCCAACCAGUCUCAGAGUCUCCAAAAAUCUGAUGUCCCAAUAAACCGAAUUUCAACCGUCAAUGCCUCAUCCCAAGUUUCAAAUUUGAAGACCCUGAAACAAGAUCCGGAUAAAUUGAUAAAGAGGAAUCCGACUACCAGUGUUUCCAUCGUUAGGCCUUUGACCAGUUCAUUUGGAAUUAAGAAACCACUCUAUAAGGUGUAUGACAGUGGAGACUGCAGUUUAGACCCCAGACUACCGAGUAUAAAUGAACAUUCCAAUACAGACUUGAAUGAGGCUAAAAAUGGAAGGAGAUAUACAAAAUCAUCUUGCGUAAGGAAAGUCAAUCUGGAGGAAGAUAAAUCAGUGAAGUUGAACAGUUACCAGACCCGUACUAGUGAUGUCAAAAGGACAGAGUUCUAUAGGAGAGCUGGUGAUGGAUUGCCAAGUUGGAGAGCGAGUGGUGUGGUCAAUUCUCCACCUCCGCGGAUUUUGCUUCAAAAUAAUGCUACAACCAUCAAGAGAGCGUCUCUAGGGAACAUUGUAAGUCCACAUUCGUCAUCAAACAGCCACUGUAAGAGCGAACGGGCCAUGCCGGUCGGCUGGUACUCCGCGAAAACUAGCAAAGAAGCAGUCCAUACGCAACGACUGAGACGGACCGCCCCCACAAAAUGACGUGACACCAUUUUGGAAUAUUUACAAAGCGUUUUGUUUAAACUAUUUUUUUGUUAACUUAAUUGUAAUUUUAAGCGAAUAAAAAACAUUAUGUCAUUGCAUGUGUGCAGUUUGGAGGCGAAGUUUUGGUAUUGUUGAUUAUAAAAUUUUA
Molecule: messenger RNA, 2234 nt
Organism: Achroia grisella
Lineage: Eukaryota; Metazoa; Arthropoda; Insecta; Lepidoptera; Pyralidae
Exons: 12
Coding region: 131-2083 (650 amino acids)
Biological process (GO): intracellular signal transduction; protein phosphorylation
Cellular component (GO): cytoplasm
Molecular function (GO): protein serine/threonine kinase activity; ATP binding
Source: RefSeq, a predicted model, not a curated record